This is a messenger RNA of Cylicocyclus nassatus, 1199 nucleotides long. The record is from the annotation of a GenBank genome assembly. NCBI's taxonomy places the organism in Eukaryota, Metazoa, Nematoda, Chromadorea, Rhabditida, Strongylidae.
GAUGACUGUAACCGUUUACAUUUUGCAAGCGAAAUAACCGGCAAGUAGUCUAUUGUAACACUUGCACUGGUCUUCGUCACUUUGUUUCUCCUCCAAGAUGUUCCUAUCAGCCAUUCUGCUUCUGCUCGGUAUAUCAGGAAACUUUCUUACGGAAGCCGUAGAUACAAUACAGCUCUCAACAGGUGCUUCAAUCCCCGUUCUUGGCUUGGGAACCUGGCAGGCUAACGACGAGAAUGAGUUGAGGGAAGCAUUGAAGACUGCGAUUGACAGCGGGUAUCGUCUGAUUGACACUGCUUAUCAUUACCACAAUGAGGAAGCCAUAGGAAAAAUUCUCAAGGAACUUAUUGAUAGCGGUAAAGUCAAAAGAGAGGAUCUUUUCAUUACAUCAAAGCUGUCAAUGGGAGCACAUGAUCCCAAUGAUGUCGAAAAGAGUGUGGAAGGACAGUUGAAGGCACUACAGAUGGAUUACAUUGAUCUCUACCUUAUGCAUAGUCCAAUGCCUUGGAAAGUCGAUAAUGACACCUUCACGCCGAUUACAGCCAUAGGUUUGUCAAACUUCAAUGCUACGCAACUUCAAAACGUAUACGACAACGCACGCAUCAAACCGGCUAACUUGCAGGUAGAAUGCCAUCUGUAUUGGCCGCAAGAUGAGCUGUACGAGUUAUGCCAAAAACUCAAUAUUUCAUUCACGGCCUAUGCACCACUUGGAUCCCCAGGAAGAAAAGCUAAACACCCAGAGAUGGCAUGGCCAGACGGCGACCCUCUAUCGGAUCCUGUUGUGAAAGAAAUUGCCCAAAAUCACAAUAAAACGCCAGCACAGAUUCUAUUACGUUAUCUCAUCCAACUUGGCAGGAUUGCCAUACCUAAGAGUGUGAAACCAGAGCAUAUAAAGGAAAACAUAAACAUAUUCGAUUUUACGCUGACCGAUGAAGAGAUGACUAAGCUCAAGGAGGUAAAAACAAGAACUCGCUUAUUCAUCUGGCCCUUCUCAUUUGAACAUCCGUUCUUCCCAUUCGCUGACGUGGACAAGUCUAAAUACCCAAAACAACCUAAACCCUAAAAGGCUUUUCUGUUUAUUCUCUUUAAAAGUGCCUUGGACUGGCUGUGCUAGUGCUGUGAUAUCAAACUGGUGCAUCCUCAUUUCAACAGUUCCCCUUAGAAAGACGAGUAGAACUGAAUAAAAAUUUGUUUGAGUGUGA